Molecule: messenger RNA, 1020 nt
Organism: Plasmodium vivax (malaria parasite P. vivax)
Lineage: Eukaryota; Apicomplexa; Aconoidasida; Haemosporida; Plasmodiidae
Exons: 1
Coding region: 1-1020 (339 amino acids)
Source: RefSeq, a predicted model, not a curated record
AUGAAGAGGAAGGGAUGCGACGUAAACGUGUUGAGCUUGGUAAUAAGCAACAACAACCUGUGCUACUGCCUGCUGAGGAAUAAAAUUAUUAAAAAAAUAGGACUGAUUAACAUUAAGAAGGACUUCCAGCCCUAUGAGCAGGGCCCCUCCAGCACUCGAAAGGGAAAGAAACCCCCCGACAAGGAGGAGUUGCAAUACAGCUAUGACCGAGAGGACACCCCUCUGAGCUUCAACAUUCGGGAAAUCCUAACCGUUUUGAAUUUGGUCAAGUUGCAUUCCGAUGGGGGGGGGCCGCACGGUGAUAGCUCCGGCGAUAGCGCUAAGGACAGCGCUAAGGACAGCGCCAAGGACAGCACCGACGAUAGCACCUACGAUGGCGCUGCUCAGUCGAGCCAACCGGGUGACCCGCCAAAGGGCGCGCACACAGAAAGGGCCCAAACGGUGGAAGAACAACCGCAUCAGCGGCAGAACCAGCCACAGCAACAGCCGCGGCAGACCCAACAGUGGGUCAUCGGGAUCGAGAAGGUAAAUGACAAGUACGAGAAGAACAGAACGAAGGAGAAGAUCCUCUCCGUCCUCGUGUACUUCCUAAACUCAAUUUUCAAAUGCCAAAUUGUUUUUUUCUGCCCUAAAGAGGCGAGAAAAUACUUCAGCACCAAAUGUGGCUACAGCUUGGAGACGCGCGAAGAGACCUAUAAAUACAUAAAGGACAAGGUGAAGAACUUCCCAACAGUUAGUAAAAGUGAAAACAAGGUCAACUGCCUAUUCAGUGACAGCUACGUCAUGGCGUUUUACACAUACAGGUACUACAUGCACCACCUGGUGAAGAACAACCGGACCGUCUUCAACUACCUCGAAAGUGAGGUGCGCAGGAAUAGGAGUUUUAACAACAUUUUGCACAGCUUGAAGGGCGUGCAGGAUGAGAAGGGCUCGCACGACUUGAGGGAGCUGCUCAGGGACAGGAUUGGCCGCAUCGUGGACCGCGAGUCGUACCGGCUGGUUGACCGGCACAUGCUUUGA